This is a messenger RNA of Guillardia theta CCMP2712, 1263 nucleotides long. RefSeq lists its product as hypothetical. Lineage: Eukaryota; Cryptophyceae; Pyrenomonadales; Geminigeraceae. The transcript is spliced from 4 exons. The coding region runs from base 115 to 1185 and encodes 356 amino acids. The record is from RefSeq and is a predicted model, not a curated record.
AGGAAGGCAAGGAGGGAGCGAGGGCAGGAGGGAGCGUUGCAGGCAGUGAACAGGAAGAUCAGAGAGCAGACGACAAGAGCAGGAGUGAGGUCUUCGUUCUAGCGCGCGGCAGCCAUGCUUCAGUUGCAGGGACCGGCUCCUAGCCUGUCUCUCAUCCCUCAACCUUCCGCGCUCGACAGGCUCACACUCAUGCGAGGAUGCUCAAUCAUCGACAGGACGAGGCACAGGUGCAGCUCAAGGGGAUCAAGGCUCGAAUGCAGGAUGCAAGGAACAAGUGACCCUGUGAGCAGGAGGCGACUGCUGCAGGUGGUUCUUGGGGCACUGGUAUCGUCCACCGUUCUCUUGAGGCAGGACGCGAACGCUGCAACAACCACAAAGGUCUGGGGAGCAGCAGAGCUUGACUUCUGGGUUUACAUCUGCUCCGCCACAGGCAAAUUCUGUCCAGAGAUGACCAAAGUUGAAAUCAGCCCAGCAAGGAAGGUCGACAGGGAACUGGCAGAAGCUUUACACUCCAUUCCCCGUCAGGUGUUUGUCGAGAUGACGGGCAGGAAGGUGCAGGAGCUAGACGCCUCCGUCGACAGCGAUCGAGAGCUGGUCCUGUCACUGUUCCAGAAGCGGGUCUCCUUCGACCCCUCCGACCUGACAGACCAGUACUCGUUGGACUUCGACUCCUACCUGGUUUGGAAGUCGCUUGCGAGGAUCUUGCCAUCCAACGAGGAGAGGAGAGUGUUCCAGCGACAGGUGGCAAAGCGGAUGCUCGAGCAGCUGACCAGACAGGGGGCCUCUGCCGUUUUCUACAACUCGGUGGAGGAAGGGCCAGAGAAAGCCUUUCAAGGCUGUAGUUCCCUCCUGGCUCUGCUCAAGUCGACUGGUUUCCUCGAAGCCUCUAACGUGGAGGUCGGAGACUUUGACGUCAAGUACUGGAAGUCCGACAGCCCUCCCACCACGCUGACGGUGACGAUCGACAAGCCGGUCACGUUGCAGGCGAAUCUUCAGCUUGGGGGGGAGGGGACUGGGUUUAAGCCGGAUGUGAUCGAGAACAUGCUGGCUGUCUAUUUGGAGUCUUGCGGGAUGCUGGUGGACUGGGUGAGCUACUUCAUCGACCCGACCUACCGGCCGAACCCGGACGACUAUCAGCCAUCGCAGGUGCUCUGCCAAAUAAACGUCCGACCGCGACCAACGUGAGGAGGAGGCAGGAUGAACGCUCCUACUAUCGCCCCUGAUCCUUCUGAACCCUUUCUUCAUUGAAAACCCGGCACACUG